Molecule: messenger RNA, 2444 nt
Organism: Hymenoscyphus albidus
Lineage: Eukaryota; Fungi; Ascomycota; Leotiomycetes; Helotiales; Helotiaceae
Source: the annotation of a GenBank genome assembly
AUGUCGAAGUCGCACCUUGCCAUCUUGGCUGCUCUUGCGGCUCAAGCGACGGCUGCCCAGCUUCCUUUUGCUCAGCUUUGCUCAGACCUUCCAAAAUGCUUGGGACAUCUUCCCGUAAUCAAUCCACCUCCCUCCCUUGAUUCCCCCGGAAGCACAGGAGGGCCACCCAAACAGCCACCUCUGGUUAUAGGUACAAGACUCCCCUGAUUGGAAAUUGAACAUUGCUCGACGGGUUGAUAUAUUGCUAACACUUCUCAUUAUUCAGGUGUAAUUGUAGACCCCAAUCGUACUGCUGAUCCUCGUGAUCCCAAUUGCCCAUCUGGACGCUGUGUCAUUGUGGACCCAAAGGAAAUUUGUGAUGGAAGCCAGCCACACUGUCUUCCCUUCGUAAACAUCAGAAAUCCAGUACUUGCUUGCGACCGGAGGUAUGGGAAGUGUCCUCCAGGUGGCUUCAUUCUUAAUCCUGAAGUCUCUUGUCAUUUACUGGAUACCAAGUGUCCACCGGGGGGCGUGUAUGUUCCCGUUAACCCCGGAGACAAAACUCCUCCUCCAUGGGUCAAACCUUGCUCAGCUGGUACAGUUGGCUGUUCCCAAGUAGGUGCUCCUAGAGAUUUUCCCCUUUUUGUGUUAAUCUUUGAAAUAUGAGAUACCAUUUCUUCUCAAACUUAUUUAUUCGCACCAAUGUUUAAUACCAAUCGUUGAGUAAUACACAAUGAUGCUGAUACUGGCACCUCCUAUAGGGAGUUGAAGUUACCAAACCACCCCAGUGGCCUCCAGUAGAUACUAGCAAGCCAAUUCCUGGUUAUCCCUACAAUCCACAGGCGGGCUGUAGCGCAACGACUCCAGGUUGCCAACCAGGUGGGGUGGUUGUCCCCUGGCAUCCCGACUAUCAGUGUGAUGCUCGAUACCCCGGUUGUCUUGACAAAGAGAUCCCUUCGAAGCCUGUUGACGGAACUGGCGAUCCAAUUUGUCCUCGUGGAAUUCCUUGCAAAAUUAUCAACCCUACGCCGUGUCACCCAAACGAACCAAACCAGCCAGCUGGAUGCUUACAGGUACUAUUUGAAACCCAAUUGUCCUUUUCCCAGGAGAGAAUAUACUAACAAUGCUACUAGGUUGAUCCGAUUCCUUGUAAACUUGGAAGCCCAGGAUGUGGUUCUGGAUCAAAGCUUCCUGAUCCAGUACAGGAGUGCGAACCUUACAGUAUCGGCUGUUCAAAAGAAGGUGUAAGACUUCCACCUCGCCCAAUUGUGCAUCCAGACGAGCCGGUAUUGCCCCCAGGCGAUUAUGCACUCGUUCCAGACACUACAGGUUGGUUUGUUCAGUUGUUGGUCACUGCAUUCUUCAAAAUUGAUGUUGAAGUUUGGUGUAUAAGAUAGUCUAACAAUAGUCAAUCUUGCAGGGAAUUUAAAGUGUGCUUGGAAAUCCAUCGACCCUGCGGCAAUUCCUCUGAACCCCCCUCCAAAAACUGUUACCGUCCUCAACCCACCAGAGACUGUUACAUUCUGCCCCGGCCAAGUAGUCCAACCAACACCAAAACCCAUCUUCGAAACUCAACCAACCCCACUUCCACAACCCACCCCAGAUGUAAGACCAACCCCAGAGGUGACCAGCAUCUCCUCACCCGCCGCCACAUCCCAGCCUCCAACAACUAUCAAGGAGACAGUCAAGGAAACAGUGAAGGAAACCGUAACCGUGACGGGUUCAUCUACUAAACCUCGCGCUCCAGUCUCCUCAACUCCACCACCACCAACUUCCAAAUUCGCCUGCUCCACGAGCGAUUCGGAUCCAUGCCUAGGCAACUCAGUAAAUCCCUGGACCAGGUUCACGCUCCCCCAUCAACCAGGGCAUCCUGUAACACCAUACACUACAACUAUCACCAAUCCUGAGGAUCACGAUCAAAUUCUCACUAUCACCGAUGACCUUCUCAAGUGGGAGAUUUUCACCGUUUGGCUCGAUGGAAAAGAACUUGGCGAUACGAGUGCUUCGACCCCAGAUUGGUUUGCUAACUGUGGCGCGCAACCUGAAGAUUGCAUCAAGAGAGGAUGGUCACAUGGAUAUUUCAAGAUUCCUCCAGGUAUGUACUAACUCAAACUAUUGUCAUAUGUGAGGAGAGAUUUCUGACGAAGGCGUAGGAACUCACCAGCUUAAGGUGCAAUGGACCAAGGGUGGCUGGAAAGAUGGAUUGUCCCCUGGUGGAACAUACAUCGGAGAUUCCAUGGGACAAUGGAAACUCAACAGCGAGUGCAAGUGCUAAGUGCUAAGUGAGCUUGAGACUGAAGACGAUUGCUACUGUUGUUUAUCAACUAAAUCAGAGCGGACCACUUUCAUUGACAACAGGAAGCAAUUGAGUAUUUCAACAAUACGGCGGAUGGGUAUUAUAUUGACUGUAAUUUCAUUCGUUGAUUCAAUUUAGUUAAAGUAGCGUUAUAAAAACCGCAAUUUGC